AUGACUGAAUCAGUAGACUCCCGCCUGGACUUCAAGCAAGAUUUAUCAAGCUACGCCAUCAUCCUGGGCAAGAAUAUGCCUCUCUUUGAAGCAUUCACAGUCGCUGCCUGGGUUAAGGUCGAACAAAAUGUGACCAAGAACGAGCCUACUCUGAUCGCCUACUCUGUCGGGAUGGAGAACCAGUUUCACAUCAACAUCGGCAACGAGUUCAUCAUCGGCAUUGGGAAGAACAAUCCUCAGAAGACAAGGAACUGGGGUCUCGAGGUCGGCAAGUGGAUUCACGUGGCAGUUACAUGGGAUAGAGAUGGAUCGUGGAACCUCUACAAAAACGGCGUCCACAAGGCAGGCAACAACAAACUCCCGAUCGCCGAUCACCUCAAAGCCGGAGGGGAGCUCACAAUAGGUCACAUGAUCCAUCGCCUGACCAAUCAUAGCAUCGGGUUCCGGGGCCAGCUGAGUCACGUGCACUUGUGGGAUCAGAUCUUGAACGUGACAUACCUACAGAAUAUAGCCAGCGACUGCACCUUUACGUACUGCGGGAGCGUGGCCGAAUGGGUGGACUUUAGGAGUGGCACGAGGGGUACGUCCAAACUGCGCUGGCCCUCGGGAGUCUUUGACGAGUGCGUUGUCAACAAGGCAGAGACAUGUGAUAGUCAUUGCAGUCAAACAAAUGGUCCACAAUGCAAUCAAGAGUAUGCCAGGAACAUACUUUGGCCUCGUACCCCUACUGGACACAACUCAACUAGACCCUGUCCAGGUAUAUCAUCAGGUUUUGCAAUGCGGAUGUGCAUGGAAGAGGAGGGUCUGGGAGUGUGGAAGGAGGCCAACUUCUCGACCUGUGUUUCGUCUGACCUACGGGAACUUAAACGCGAGAUUGAGGGCAACAUAUCCGACCUCAACAUCCUGAUGUACCUGGAGCGGCUUUACAACUCGACGUCGUCGAAGAAGACGAACCCGUCCGACCUAUCCACCGGCAUCACAUGUAUCCGACUGAUCGUCGACGCCCAAGCGAGGGCGCUGUCUGAUUACCAAUGGACGGAUACCAUGUUAAAGUUCAACAAGAACCGACGGAUACCUGCUUAUCCGCGGAUUGAGGAGACCAACAAAUUCGUCAGGUGGGUAACGGACACUGUCGACAAUAUUAUUGACCAGCGAAACGAGGUCGCAUGGAAUGCUACACGUCCCCGGGGCGCUCAGGCCGUUGAACUCCUCGACGUCAUGGAGAAUUUCGUCAACCUGUUCGCGCGCAGUUUGCUACGUCACACCAAACGAGGAGAUAUCAACGAGUUAGAAGGACAGAAGGCGUUCGACCGGCAAAAUAUCGCCAUUUACGUGGAAACCGUCCGUCCGAUAGACUUUACCGGAUCUUUCUUCCCCGACGUCGCCAAACUUAGUAUGUCAUCGAUGAACUCAGAUGAGGGAAGGGGUGUAAUACCCGACACACUCUUCGAUGACUUGGAUAGUGACCUGCAAGAAACCAGAAUGGCUGUGUUCUACGUUCGCUAUGAGAAAAUUGCGAGAUAUUUACCAAAUCACCCUGAACAAGUAAUCGUAAAAUAUUACCGAGAUAAGGAGAAAGAACAUAAACAUAAAGAGGACAACGUGAAUUCGGUUGUCAUAACAACGGGCGUCUUUGCGGAGACAGACGUCCACGACGCGUUCGCCAAUAUUUCCGACCCUGUCGAAGUUAAUUUCAAAUUUUCAGAUACAUUCAACAUUUCAAAUCCAGAAUGUGUUGCUAUCGACAUACAAGGCGGACCCAAUGAUUGGCAUUGGCGUACCUCUGAAUCCACUAACAUGUCGUCCGAAGGCGAAUUCGCCUCCUGUUUUUAUUACCAGCUCGGUACGUUCGCUGUCACCACAGACAUGUAUAACAUCAACUGGGAUCCCGGAGAACCUCCCCGUUUCGUGAUGACUGCAGCUGGUUACAUUGGAAUCCUCGUUCUCAUCACAAUGCUCAUUAUCUCUCUAUCAGUCUUCUUCUAUCUCAGGUGUACGACUGAUACAGUAGCGGUACAUCGUAACCUGGCUGUAUCGUUGAUUGUCCUCCAUCUUCUUUUCAUGAUUGGUAUCACAAGACAGGAGAAUGCUACUGUUUGCAAGAUAUUUGCCAUCUCGAUCCACUUCUUCUUCACGACGUCCUUCUGUUGGAUAUGCAACGAGGCGUUCAAUCUCUACAUCGAAGUAGCAAAUUCCAUACACUCCGACCAACAGCAGCAAAGACCUAUGCUGCGCUAUUACGUCAUCGGUUGGUUCGUUCCAGCUGUCCUUGUCUUUGCGCUGGUACAAAGCAAGUGGGAAACCUACUUCUCCCCGGAUGUAUGUUUCAUCAAUUUUGAUCACAUAUGGCUUUUCGCUGGACCUGCAGGAGGCUUCUGGGCCAUCACGGUAUUUGUAUUGGUGUACACUGGCAAGGACAUCAUGGAAAGCUCGUAUUCUAAAGAUAAAGAGGCUAAUAAAGUCAUCAGUAACCACUGCAAAGGCUGUUGGAUUCAGGUCGUUCUGAUGGCCAUAGCAUGGGCCUUUGUAAUUAUCUCGGUUGAUUUGUACAGUCUUGUACCGCAGAUCCUUUUUGCCAUGUUUUCUAUACUGCAGGGGGCUUUCUUCUUUGUCUUCUUCUGUGGGCUUGACGGUGAGAUCACAGAAAUAUUAUCGGAGAGGCGCUCAUCCAUGGGGUUCAAUGUGUCCCCGCAUGGACUCCAACGGUCCACCAAGUACAGCGUGUAUAGGAGAUACCUUCCGCCCAGGACUAGCUCUAGAAGGUCACAGGCGCCCUCUCACAUCCAUAGUCCUUCGUCACAUGGCAGUAAUCCAUACCUGACUUCGGACCUACCCCGUGAAAUGCUAGAGCUUCAAUCACACACGAGGGAACGAGGCGGCAGCUGGCAAGGCGGUAGCAGUGACACUAACGUCGGCGGUGCCGGUGGUGACCGCAGUCCUUCACUAGCCCGAUGGGGUUCUACCGCGGUGCAGGCGCUUCGGAGGCAGCAGCAUUUAGCGAGGAAGGACAGUGAUGCUAAGCGGGAGGUACUGUCACGCUUCUUCCGAGAUGAUGAGGUGAGAGGGGCUUUAGACCCGCCUUCGCCGAUCCCCGAGGCAGAACAUGCGAAUGCAGAUGAAGAAGAUCGUCUAGUCACUUCGGUGUAGAACAACAUCCACGGGAGUCAGCGAAAAUGAUGUGUACCCUUCGGAAGACAAGCACGCAAACCAACAUGCGAGCAAAUAUUAACGAAUGAUUAUACUUAGAUGGAGACGACGAACAUUGACAACCAUGAUGUAGAAUUUUUAUAUGCGUAUUUAUACAUUGUUUGGUGUAAAAUAUCUUGAUGAAUGCAACAGCUGCAAAUUGCCAAAUGAGUGAAUUGUUAUAAUGAUUUGUAUCGAUAAAUGCGACACAUGAUGUUAUUAAUUAGAAAUUAAUGGCUGUAGAAUGAAGAGAUAAAUAUAACUCGGAUAUUAAUCAUGAUAUGUACCGAGCCUAUGUGUACAGAACGAACAAGGAUCAAUGGCGUAAUAACUGAUUUUGCAUAAUGAGUAGAGACGUGUUAGAACAAAACCUUCAUCGCCUUGGCGAUAGCGGUCUGCUGCACACGCUGCGUCAUUUUUUAACAUAAGACUGCGUCAGCGACUAGCGCAGAGCUACGUCAGCGAAUAGUGCAGACUUAAACGUUACCUUGUAAGAGUAAUAUAUAACAAAGGGCGAAUACAAACUCAACAGCGCAACCAUUGCGUUGAUUUACUGGCGCAUACAGUAUAUUAUUCUCCUUUGGGUUUAUUAGCGCAGGUCGCAGCGCAAUUAAAAUAUUGUGUGGUGCGUAACAGGCUCUAAAGUUGUUUUAUGUUAGUUAGUGAAUGUUUGAUUCAAAUUUGCUUAAUUACUUCAUAAUACUGAAAAGAGAAUGUUCAAAUUAAUUUCUGUUUCUUGUGAUUUUUUCGGUUUUGUAUGAACUAGAUAUUUUUUUUCCCGCAGAGAGUUUGUGCGAUCGUCAAAAAGUGACUACUGACUAGUAUUUAUGUAUUGAGUUAUGAUGUGGUGAAAGGGGUGGUUGAGAAAGUGAACUGUCGAACGAAAUAACCUGUGACUGAAAACACAUUGCAAUAACCUGAAAUUCCCUGCGAUUAGAAGCACUUUAUACGUGAAAUUCAUUUAAUGUCCUUGGAAGAAAUUAUUGUACUUAUACAAAUAAUGAUAUUGAUGUUAGCUCAAUUUAGUAUCUCUUCCUAUGCAGUAGGGGGGAUUUUAGAGAUUAAUCUUGUUUGAGGGAAAAAUACAUGACGUAUAAAGAUUGUUUUGUAUCGGAGCAUAGGUUUGAAUAGAGUAUACGUUGAAAACUGGUACUCUCUAUAUACAUAUAAUGCCUGCUUUUGCCAAACAUAAACAUUCAAAGCUAUAACGAUAUUUACAUAUGCUACUUCAGUAUUUAUGCAAUACAAUGUUUAAAAUAGAUUUCAUACAGGUAUUAACAAUUAAAUGGAUUUAACAAAUGACUAAAACCGUAUUUGAACCUAUGAAUUAAAUAUGUGCUUCCCUUAUUAACUGAUAAUAACGUAUUUCUAUUGGUGACAACACGCUUCUUUUGGUCUAUACUUGAUAUCAAAAAUUAAAUAUCACAUUUUUUUAUUUUGAAACACAACUGUGAUGUGUGUUGCAUAUCGUAAGAGUUGGUUUCGAAACAUAUAAUCAGAGUAACACGGAAUUAAAUGUAUCUUUGUUUUCCUUUCAAUUUUGUCUACACCGCGUUUUGUAGUCAGUAAAGUUAUCUUCAGUCUGUUUAAUCUCCAAUAUAAUAUGAUUUUACCUAUAAAUGUUAAAUCGGGUUAAAAAUCAGAGAGAAGAAAUAAUAAGGCCGACAUGUGAGGUCUGUCUAUAAAAUAAGAAUACAGAAAUGAAUGAUUAUGUGCAAUCUUUGAAAUAUAUUACUGUGAAAAUGGUAUAUCAUUUUUGUUUAUCUUGUGGAUACAGGAUUUAAAUAUUGAUAAAUAUUUAUACACUACUAUGCCAUAUACACGACAGGGUAAUAAUCUUAAACACAGAUCAUGAAAUUAGAUGAAACUAAAUUAAAUAAUUCGUUCCAAAAACGUUUCGAAACAGAACUCAUUUUAAAAGAUAAGUAUUGAGACUUCCAUUCUCUAUCUGACGCAAAAUUUUUGAAUACUGUAUACCAGGUGGAAAAUAAUUAUCUAUUCAAAGCCCUUGUCAAUAUAUUUCAUGAACCACGCUGGAAAUUCACUUAAAAGGUUACUAAAAUGCUUGAUGAUAUUAUGGAAAGAUUUCGAGAAAGACUUUCGAUGGACAUUAAUAAUGUUGAACAGUAAUAGAAAAGAAAACGUGUGAUGCAGUGGGCUAGGUGUUACAAGAUUUUACAUUUCCUUUAUAAAAAAAAGUUUAGGACAUGUGUCUUUUUUGUUUUCUAUACAUUUAGGCAUUUUUAUUUCUUGUAUGCAUUUGAAGAAUAGAAUUGGAUAUUUGCAUUAAUAAAAUCUUGACAGAAAACAGAAUUGACCAAAACAA
Messenger RNA from Strongylocentrotus purpuratus (purple sea urchin), 5512 nucleotides. Its product is annotated as adhesion G protein-coupled receptor L1. Gene Ontology annotation, biological process: adenylate cyclase-activating G protein-coupled receptor signaling pathway; cell surface receptor signaling pathway. The coding region runs from base 1 to 3147 and encodes 1048 amino acids. The transcript is spliced from 24 exons. Gene Ontology annotation, cellular component: membrane. Gene Ontology annotation, molecular function: G protein-coupled receptor activity. NCBI's taxonomy places the organism in Eukaryota, Metazoa, Echinodermata, Echinoidea, Camarodonta, Strongylocentrotidae. The record is from RefSeq and is a predicted model, not a curated record.